UUUUGAAUAAAAGCCACAAAAACUCGCAUGCAUCGGCGGAAUCUAAAAUAAAAUUUUAACCUACCGUGCCAAAUCCAAAUUUGGGUUGGCGCUCAAUCCAAACAUCCUUCUCCACUGCCCUCUCUCUCUCUCUCUCUCUCUCUAGCUACAGCACCUCUCCCCGAGCUCCUAUCCUCCUCAGUUCUUGAAUCGGCGAGGUUGUUUCAUCAGAGCGUCUCCGCCUCCCACCACCACUUUCGGCUUUCUUUUUUCCAAACCGAAAGGCACGUGCUGGUCAGUGCGAACCGCCAAACGGGGUGUACGUUAGAGGCGGCCACAAUUUGAUUUUUAUGAAGAAGAGUGCGAGCAAUUAAGCUGAGAGAGAUCAAUGAGUUCGAAAGAGAGUUGCAAAAGUGAGCUCCGGACUGCGAUUCAUCAGCUCAGUGAUCGUGGCCUUUACUCAGCCUCCAAAUGGGCAGCAGAACAGCUGGUGGGUAUCGAGCAAGACCCAGCAAAGUUCACGCCUUCAAACACCAGAUUCCAGCGUGGAAGCUCAAGCAUUCGCCGGAGAUUCCGCACAAACGAGAUUACUUCAACACCGAUUGCCGGUGUGUCAUAUGUGUCGACUCCAGUGAUGGAGGAGGACGAGGUGGUGGUUGGUGACUUUUACCUUCUGGCCAAGUCAUACUUUGACUGCCGGGAGUACAGGAGGGCUUCUCAUGUGCUUCGAGACCAAACUGGGAAGAAAUCUGUCUUCUUGCGUUGCUAUGCGCUUUAUCUGGUUUGUUGCAUUCUCUUCUAAGCAUUGUAUAGUUCCUGUUGGUUCUGUUUUUGUUCUCGAUCUAAUUAAAUGA
Corylus avellana is the source of this 833-nucleotide messenger RNA. Lineage: Eukaryota; Viridiplantae; Streptophyta; Magnoliopsida; Fagales; Betulaceae. The record is from RefSeq and is a predicted model, not a curated record.